AUGGAAGCUUCCAACCUAAUUCCUUCAAUUCUUUUCCUCUUUUUCCUCUUCUCUUUGCUGCAAACUUCCACCAUUGCCACCAUUGCCACAAAAAAGCCUUACAUUGUUUAUUUAGAAUCACAAUCAGUCUAUGCUGAUUCAAAACAUUGUUCUAUUCAACAAGUACAAGAAUUCCACUAUAAUCUAUUGGGAUCUUUGUUGGGAAGUCCAGAAGCAGCAAAGGAAUCAAUUUUGUACUCCUAUACGAGAUCUUUCAACGGUUUUGCAGCCAUACUGAAUGAGAAAGAAGCAGCAGAUUUAGCGAGAAGCCCACAAGUGAUAUCAGUGUUGGAAAACAGAGGGCGAAAAUUGCAUACAACAAACUCAUGGCGUUUUCUUGGGGUGGAAGAUGAUGAAGGAAUCCCUUCCAAUUCCAUUUGGAAUGCUGCACAGUUUGGUCGAGAUAUGAUCAUAGCCAACAUUGACACAGGCGUUUGGCCAGAAUCAAACAGUUUUAGCGAUGAAGGCUAUGGACCCAUCCCGUCAAAGUGGCGAGGCACGUGUCCAGAUGACCCCAGCUUCCGUUGCAAUAGGAAGCUAAUUGGAGGAAGGUAUUUCUACAAAGGAUAUAAAUUCGCCGGAGGCGUUCUCAACGCCACUUCUGUUUCCAUACGCGACCACAAUGGACAUGGGACCCACACACUCUCUACAGCCGCCGGCAACUUCGUGCCAGGAGCCAACAUUUUCGGCCAUGGCAACGGCACGGCCAAAGGCGGCGCUCCAAAAGCCCGCGUCGCCGCCUACAAGGCCUGCUGGCCUCUCAUACCCGAAGGAGAGUGCUUCGAUGCCGAUGUCCUCGCCGCCUUCGAAGCCGCCAUCAACGACGGAGUCGACGUCAUAUCCGCUUCCCUCGGUGGAGGCGACCAAGAAUUCUUCAGAGAUCCGGUUGGUAUCGCUGCCUUCCACGCCGCUCAACAAGGCAUCAUCGUCAUCUUCUCCGCUGGUAAUGACGGUCCUCAACCGGAAACCGUCGGCAACGUCGCGCCCUGGGAGAUCACCGUCGCUGCGAGCACUACCGGGAGAAAUUUCGUCAGUAACGUCGCCCUUGGAAAUAACAAAAUUCUAAAGGGCUCGAGCCUUUCGUCAGUUUCCGCAUUACCACAGUUCUAUCCAUUAAUCGAUUCUGUGAAUGCGAAAUUCAGCAACGUCAGCGAGUUCCAAGCGAAAUUUUGCGGCAAGGGAACGCUUAAUCCGAAGAAGGUGAAGGGGAAGAUCUUGAUUUGCACUGCAGGGAAGAUUACAGGAGUUGAGAAGGGUUACAAUGCUGCGGAAGCAGGUGCUGUGGGGAUGAUUUUGGCUACCAAUAUUGACAAUCUGGAGGAAAUCAAACCUGAGUUGUAUUUCCUUCCAGCUUCGGGUAUAACCUAUUCCGAUGGCGAAUUGCUUGACGAUUACAUCAACUCCACCAGUACACCAGUGGCUCAGAUAAUGAAUGUAAGAACAGAGGUGGAAAUAAAUCCAUCUCCAGUCGUUGCUGCAUUCUCAUCCAGAGGUCCCAACCCGUUCGACAAGGCCAUCCUCAAGCCCGACAUAACAGCUCCAGGUUUUACCAUAUUAGCGUCUUACCCCACCACAAGAGCCCCAACCCGUUCAGGCUUCGACCAACGGCGCACCCCCUUCAAUGUAUUCUCCGGUACCUCCAUGGCCUGCCCUCACAUCUCUGCCAUCGCCGCCCUUCUCAAGUCCAUUCAUCCCGAAUGGAGCCCUGCUGCAAUUAAGUCUGCCCUUAUGACCACGGCCAAAACAAGCGACAACAACAACUUGCUGCUCAAUGCCACCCCAUUCGCUUUUGGUGCAGGACAUGUCCGUCCAAAUGAUGCAAUGGAUCCUGGCCUUGUAUAUGAUAUUACUGUCGAUGAGUACUUGAAUUUCUUGUGUGCUCGAGGCUACAAUGCAAUUCAACUUAGGAGAUUCAGUAAGCAGCCAUUUGUUUGUGAGAAAUCAUUCAAAGCCAUAGAUCUCAACUACCCAUCUAUCUCAAUUCCAAAUCUAAAUGUGAAUGCUCCGGUGACAAUCAAUAGAAGAGUUAAGAAUGUGGGAGGUCCAGGGACAUACGUGGCCCGAGUCGAGCUACCAGAGGGGGUUGCAGCAUCGGUUGAGCCAAGUACGUUGCAGUUUAGCAGUGUGGGUGAAGAGAAAGCAUUCAGGGUUGUAGUGCAAAACACGGGAGAAUUGAAACAUGAAGGUUAUGUGUUUGGGAAAUUGGUAUGGUCCGAUGGAAAGCAUUCUGUAGGAAGUCCCAUCUCAAUGAAUCUACGAUGCGAUUGACAUGAUGUAAUUUGACAUUGAAAAUCAUGUUGUUCAUGACAUUACUCCAUUCUUAACAAAAUCCAACUUUUUAUUUAAUAACACUCCACCUUUCAA
Cucurbita maxima (winter squash) is the source of this 2403-nucleotide messenger RNA. Its product is annotated as subtilisin-like protease SBT5.3. Gene Ontology annotation, biological process: proteolysis. The transcript has 11 exons. Gene Ontology annotation, molecular function: serine-type endopeptidase activity. The record is from RefSeq and is a predicted model, not a curated record. The coding region runs from base 1 to 2307 and encodes 768 amino acids. NCBI's taxonomy places the organism in Eukaryota, Viridiplantae, Streptophyta, Magnoliopsida, Cucurbitales, Cucurbitaceae.